Molecule: messenger RNA, 996 nt
Organism: Plasmodium yoelii
Lineage: Eukaryota; Apicomplexa; Aconoidasida; Haemosporida; Plasmodiidae
Product: microneme associated antigen, putative
Exons: 1
Coding region: 1-996 (331 amino acids)
Source: RefSeq, a predicted model, not a curated record
AUGCAAGAUCAUUUUUUUAAUGGAAAAUUUAACAUUUUUAAUGGAACUCUUUUUGGCAAUCUGUGCAAAAUAAAUGCGAAUCAAUAUAAAGGAAAAGAUUCAGAAUCUGUAGAAUUAAAAGAUGAUAUCCAUCUUAGAAGUAGAAAUGAUAAAAACAAAAGUACACAAAACUUGGCACUGGAAGAAACUGACUCAAAUAUAUUAAGUUAUGGUAAUGCAGAAAAAAUAAAAAAAAAUUUAAAUUCGCAACUCAUUUAUUCGUAUUACAACAAUUUUGCAACAAACAAAUAUAUCGAAUAUGGCCCAGAUCAAAAGGGUGUAAAAAAUAUGCACACGUAUAGACACAAUGAUAGUGAAUAUGGCAAGAGUGAAUAUGGCAAGAGUGGAUAUGGAAAGAAUGGCUACGGCACGAAUGAAUGUGGCAAGAAUACACAUUUAAGGAACGUAGACAGAAUUAACAACUAUAAUUUAAAUUUAAAUAAUAAAGCAAUAAAUAAGCAAUCGAAUUAUGAACAUAUAAAAAAUAAUAAUAAAAAUGAAUCAUUAUUUUUUAAAGAAGAUAAUACAAUUUAUAAUGAAUUUAAAAAUCUAAAAAAUGAUAUAUUAGAAUUACAAAUUAUGAAUGUAAAUUUACAGAAACAAUUUUUAACUAGCCAUAUUUUAAAUAAUUCAAAUGCAAUACCACAACAUAUAAUAAUAAAUAAUAAAACUGAAGUAGCUUCAAAUUCUCUUACUCAACUUGAAAAUAACAAUAAUAAUAAUAAUAAUAAUAACAAAAAAAAAAAAGGUCUUAUUUAUUUUUUAUUAAAAAAAAUACUAAGCAGUAAAAUAAAUCAAAUGCUUAUUGUAUCAUCUUUUUUUAUUUCAAUUUAUAUUGCUCACAAACAUUGGCAACGUGCACUAAAAAUAGCGGAAAUCCAAUCUAAAGUAAAUUCUAAUUUUAUUUUAAAAACUGUCAAAACGAUAGAGGAGAUGGUAGGAAUUCGAAAUCGGUAG